Molecule: messenger RNA, 3020 nt
Organism: Rotaria sordida
Lineage: Eukaryota; Metazoa; Rotifera; Eurotatoria; Philodinida; Philodinidae
Source: the annotation of a GenBank genome assembly
CCAGCAAAAAUUGUUAAAGUACUUAAUGAAAAUUGUAAUGGUAAGAAAACAAAGAAUCAUAAGCACGAAUAGUUUUUAAGUUUUGUUAGUCUCAUUGAGGUUUACUUAUAGCCGAAAGAUGAUGUUCAAAACUCGGAAUUAAAAAUUAUGUGGAGCCAGCUCUAAUUAUCAGCUCCGGCACCGGUCCCAGUGGUUAGAACCACGAGAAAAAACCAAAGUUGAAUUAUUCAUACAAUAUUACAGGAAAUGUCUGAUCAAAAGACUUUCUCUACGAAAAUUGUCCGAAAUAUUAGUUUAUCCUAUGUAGAGAUAACUGCAUAGAUUAACAAUUAAGGAAUAUUAUAAUAGAUAGUAUAUAAAGCAUAAGACAUUUUAAUGCUGCUGCCAUCUUUUUCAGAGUUUUAAUUAAUUUCUAGCAAAAGUCAUUCUUAGAUAGAAAAUUUUCUACUCUACAAUAAUAUCUCUUAGUCUUGAGAUAGAAAAAGUUAUUCUGUACCGCUGCUCGCACACUUCGGUCUCUAUUAACUCUACUAAUCAGUUUUUCAAAUUCUCCGAACAUCGGGAUGCUGUAAGCACGCGCUCUCUCAAAAGCUCUGGUCAAUGUAGCAUAGGCGUGAGCAGCGGUGUGGGACGAGUUUUUCCGUCUCUGACGUUUCCAUACGAAAGAAAAAAAAACAAAACGAGAUACAAAAAUUAGUACGACAUCUUAUAAUAUCUGUUUCAAUUUAUUUUUUUUAAAUUCAAAUUCGUUUUUGAUCGAAUACAUCUAUUAGCAGAAUUUUUAUCAUAUUGUUUAUGGUAAAGUUCAUCAAUAUGAAAAAAACCGAUAUUUUAUCAGAUACUAAGAUUUUUAUUUGUAUCUAUUUUACAUGCUGUGUAGGGUGACGAUCAUUUCUAGGACCUCUCAUUUCUAAAUCUGCCAAUAGUUCAAGAAUUACUGUUAACAUAUCAUUCGAUAGUAGUUUUUCCAUCAAGGACUAGUACCGAUUUUUAUUAAUCUUUCCAUUUCGUACUUUUGAUCAAUAAAUCUAAACUUCUCCUUGAAUAAAAAUACAUAUUACAAAGGACUAUCAGUAUACAAAAGAGUUAGUUCUCACACUCUGAGUGUCAUUCUUGAACUCGGUCUAAUCCUUUUCAUUUAAUGAGAAAAUGAUUUCUUUUAUAAUAUAGGUAUUCCAGGUUUUUGUGAACAAAUUCUUUUUGAUUUAUUACGUAAAGAUAAAAUUUAUAUUACACAAAAUAUUGAAUCUUAUAAUGAAGAUUUAAAUUUAAUUGAAGGUGAUAUUGAUAAACUUCUUAUUAAUUCAUCAAUAAAAAAUAGUUUAUUUAAAACAUUAUUUUCUCGUCAGAAACAAAUUAUAAAUAAUGAACAAUAUAAACAUGAACGUAUUUUUUCACGUAUAUGUCUUUUACGUGAUCCAACAACAAAUGAUUUUAUUACACAUUGUCAACAAAAUUUUCAAAAUUAUAUUAUGUGUCGUAUAGAUCGUUUAUCAGAAGGUGAAAGUUUACUUGUUAAAAUAGCUGCUGUUAUUGGUAAUACAUUUUCUCGUACAUUUUUAUGUCAAUUAGUUGAUCCACACUCAAAAAAACUAAUUAAUAUUAAUUCAUGUAUAUUAGAUAUGAUGCAACGAACAAUUAUUGAAUGUGCAUAUCAACAACAACAACAACAAAUUCAUAAAACACAUACAAUUAAAUGUUUUUGUUUACAAAAUCCAGGUAAUUUUCCAUCACAAUGUCGUCUUAUGGCAUUUACACAUAUAUCAAUACGUGAUGGAAUAUAUAAUUCUUUAACAGAUAGUUUAAAACGUAUAUUAAUACGUAAUGCAAUUGAUUAUUUAGAAAAACAUUGUACAAUUGUUUGUUUAACAUGUGGACCACGAAAUAAUAAUCCAUAUUUUGUACAAAAACAAGAUAGUCUUACAAGAAGUAUUAAAAUAAGUAAUCAACAUGCAUUUGUUGAUAUUGUUAAAAUGGUUCAAGAAAAACGUCGUAAUAGUUAUGAUGCUGGUGGACUUGAUGUCCAGUGUACAAGACGUUCUCAAUCUCCAUUUUUUGCACUUGUUGAAGAUGAUUUCGAAACAAAAACCGAUCAAUCUAUACGUCGUGAAUCAAGUGAUUCAAAUUCAACUUUAAUUAGUAUUUAUCCAUAUAAAAAUAAUGUAUUAGAAACUAUAUCAUCACCUAUACAAAUCGAUAUACCACAAUCAUCAUCAUCAUCAAUAUCAUCAAAAUCAAAUAAUAUUUUUAAUGUAUUUAAAUUAUCCAAACAACAAUUUAUUAGUUCAUCUUUAUUAAAAACUCCAUUAUUAAAAAAAAUUGAUAGAUCUAUAAUAACAAAUAAAUCAAAUGAAAAUGAAAUAAUUGUAGAAUCAAAACGAAAACGAAAAGAAGAUAAAUCUCAUUGUUUUAGAACUUUUUGUCGAUAUAUUUUCUGUCAAUUUUUAUCAUUACAUUCAAAUGUACCAGUAGAUAUUGACGUUAAUAAUCAAUCUACAAAAACUUCAAUUGAAAAUUCAAUACCAGAUACGAAAAUAAUUCCAACAUCAAAUAAUACCUCACAGAAAAAUGAAAUUAUACAACAACAACAAUCAUCUCAUUGGCUAAAAGUUCGUCAAUCAUUAAUACCUUCACCAAAUAAAAUUCUUCAUACUGGUCCAAAUGAUAAUGAAUUAUUGGCACAACCAAUAUUAUCAUUUGAAUUAAUGAAUAAAAUUUUACAUGAUCUUAAUUGUUUAAAUCAACAAAUAUAUCGUAUACGAACAUUUCAAAAUCUUUAUGAACAAUCACAUUUUUUUCAUAUAUUUCAAUCAUAUAUUCAAUAUAAAAAUUUAAUUGAAUAUGUUUAUGAAACAAAAAAACAACAAGAAGAAAAUAUAAUUGAUUUAAAUAAAUAUUUAAAUGAAUUUACAAUUUAUAAUGAUUUACGUUUAUGUCAAUGUGUUGAUUAUGUUUUAACUAUAUAUAUAAAAUUAGUUGAAUAUCAUACAAAUCUUUAUAAUAUAUAUGAAAAAUUAAUU